Molecule: messenger RNA, 2037 nt
Organism: Lachancea lanzarotensis
Lineage: Eukaryota; Fungi; Ascomycota; Saccharomycetes; Saccharomycetales; Saccharomycetaceae
Gene: FRE8
Product: LALA0S07e03400g1_1
Exons: 1
Coding region: 1-2037 (678 amino acids)
Cellular component (GO): plasma membrane
Source: RefSeq, a predicted model, not a curated record
AUGCAAAGUAUUAGCGAGUAUCUUUACAGCUACGGCAGACAGCUCAGAGAUGCGCUUCCGAGUUUCUCAAAAUCGAGCGAUAAAAUGAUGCGUGUUGCGUUGGUUCAAAAAGCCGGAAUUACUGCAAUAUGUAUUUCGAUCUUGGCACUCUGCGUGAUGCUACCACUUUGGAACUAUCUGGCAUUAAAACACUGGGCUUUCAAGCUACGACACCACAUGAGGUAUGAUGUGCUCCGAAAAAUACGCUGGCUACAUAGCUCGCGAAUCUUACACAACCAAGCGUUCAGAAUAUGUGUUUUCUGGCUAUUAAUCUCGUUGAUGUGCUCUUUGGCAGGCACGAAGGGCGAUCUCAUUCAAAUAACGAAAAGGCUAGGAAGAGUUGCUGUCGCUUUGAUGCCUCCACUGCUAUUUCUUACGCUGCGACCUUCGCCUUUGCCACACACAUUAUACCUCUCGCUUCUUCCAAUUCACAAGUGGAUCUCGAGAGUCGUGGUGCUACUUUCCACUUUGCAUACUGCACUAUACUCGGCGUACUUUUUAAAAAGUCAUGCAUUCUGGGUCAAAUUGAGCAAGCCCGCAAAUUUUUGGGGAGUCUUGGCUUUGCUUUUGUUCUUCUUCAUUGCAGCUACAUCUGUGUCCCAAAUACGAAGAUACAACUUUCAACUAUUUUAUUACACUCACUACUUGGCCACAUGGCUGACGGUUGUUCUUAUUCAUUAUCAUGCAAGGCCAUCGAUUCCUUAUUAUACUGCGAUGAACUGUUCACUGUUGGUUGGCCAAAUAGCGUACAGAGCUUUCCACACUAGACGAGUACUCAUUUGCGUCAAUGAAGUCUCGCCAAGCUUGAUGUUAGUUGAUUUUCCCACAUCAGAGUUAUCUAACAGGCCCAGCAUGCCUUCAGCUCAUAUAAGAAUGGCCUUAUAUCAUGAGUUUUCUCCGCUUAAGAGAAUAUUUCAGCGAUGUGUCCCACUCCAGCAUCCAUACACCAUUGCGAGUCUUCCCAAUGACGAUAAUGUCAAACUAAUUGUGCGUUCUGGUAAUUUUAAGUUACGCAAUAAUUCGUCUUACCUUGUCACUGGGCCUUUUGAACCAAAGCUGGAUUUUCUUUCGAAAGGCAAAAACGUAAAACUUGGAGAGCACAACUUUUCUUUCCAAAACCAAAGCCCAGCACUUUUGGCUUCGCCGCUCCAUUACAAUACUGAUAUAAGAAGAGCGCUGAUUGUCACAGGUGGAAGUGCAAUAUCUUUUGGUUUGCCAUUGCUGAGGAUUUUAAAUUUCAACGGUGUCACGGUUCGCCUCAAGUGGGUGACCAGAGACUAUCGAGACUUGAAGUUACUGAAUUAUUUCAAAAACAACUUCGAGGGUCUUGAAAUCUACGUCACAGGCGCAGAUACGGAUGAGCAAGACUUGCGUAUCGACUACGUUGAUUUUGAUGACCCAGCGUCCGAUGACCCGGAACCCUUCCGUGGAGUGGAAAGCGUAUCGCAUCAGCCUAAUCAAGCUUCCUUUCAAUCUAGUACGUAUGGCACAUUCAAAUCAGUGGAUACAACUGGCUCAGUUGGCAUGCUGAACCAAGGAAGAAGUAAUCAGGAAGACGAAAUUGAUUUCACUCAAAUAUUCAGCGCUGGGAAUACGAAACGUAAGAUCUCACGAAAAUCGAGUUCAUCUCCAACGAUGCUUCAAAAGGAAGAUGCUUUCCGUAAGCCUUCGAUCUUGGUUCCCCCCCCUGAUCAGAGCGACGUUGCUCGAGAAAGAAAUGAAGGAUCAACGAAAAGCCUCAAAAUCCCGGCCGGUGUGAAAGUGUUCUUUGGGCGGCCCAACCUGACCAAUCACGAUUACCAGUGGUGUCUGGAAAAAGAGUGCAUUGGUCCCUCUGAUACAAAUGACUGUUGUCAACCUAAUGCUCCGAAAGCGCAUGUUAACGACUUGUGCCGCGUUUGGGUAAUUGCGGCAGGCCCUUCUCAGCUGGUGGGAAAUACAAAGAGAUGGGCCAAUGACGGCGGGCUACACUUUCAUGAAGAAAGCUUCACAUUGUGA